Choloepus didactylus (southern two-toed sloth) is the source of this 201-nucleotide messenger RNA. Its product is annotated as shieldin complex subunit 1-like. Bases 1 to 201 code for a protein of 66 amino acids. The record is from RefSeq and is a predicted model, not a curated record. NCBI's taxonomy places the organism in Eukaryota, Metazoa, Chordata, Mammalia, Pilosa, Megalonychidae. Gene Ontology annotation, biological process: positive regulation of isotype switching; negative regulation of double-strand break repair via homologous recombination; positive regulation of double-strand break repair via nonhomologous end joining. The transcript has a single exon. Gene Ontology annotation, cellular component: site of double-strand break.
AUGGUGGCCCUGGAAGCCACUCCAGGCAGUCAGUCAGAGGAGAGCAGUGCUUUGGCCCUGUCAUCAGCUUAUGACAUAAGAGAUUAUGUGCUGCAGAAACCCAGCCAGGAGGCCAAUAAUGAGGCUGUUAGUUCUGCGGCAGUCCUUUCUUUCCCUUGCUCUUCUGAUGUGGAUCCAGGUUGGAAGAAGAUGGCAGCAUAG